CACUACAAAAAAAAAUUUUUUUUAGUCAAAAACUAAAGAUUUUUAAACCAUUUAGUUUGUUGUAAAAUUUCCGUUACAAAUCAGCACAAAAUCCAACAGUUUGCUGUUUUACCAAUCGAAUAGCUUGCGACAACUUUGGAGCCAGGCUUUCGGCACGAAAUAUAUUUUUGACUUACAGGACUCGUAUCUGUUUAUUUUUUAGCAUUGAAUAUAUGAAGCGCCCAGUUUCUGCGCACACAGUAGAAUGAGUUGUUUCUGUUUUUAGUUGCCCCAAUGAAGCACAAACAACACCAACAUAUUUCGAAAAUCGAAGAACACGGUUUAAUAGCAUGCAUGAAAUUAAUGAGGAUCGCGUGCGUGGCUGCCGGCCGGCAAGACAAUGUGCUCCCAGACGCAGUUUGGACGCAGCCACGCCUAGGUUUCCGCCUUCGCCACGCCAAUAUGAGGCGCACGAAUUUGGUUUAUGCGAAGAUGAGCAAUUCCAACAUCCGCGUAUGUUCGAAAAUCUUAACUUUGAAACGAAUGCUGGGGCCUUCGAAGCGAUGCGCGCGGCGAACGCUAGGCCAGCAUAUCAACAGCAGCCGCAAUUCAAUAUCUGUGAUCUGCCAUCAGAACAGCUGGAUGAUUUUUCAAGCCCCAACUUUAGUGAAGCUUAUGACGAGAACGCAUGCAAUGUUUGUCCGCAACAGCCAAAAACGCCUGAUAUUUGCGAUAUAUCCGCACCGGAGUUUUGCGAAAUAUCAGAUGCUUCACCGUGGCCGGCUCAAACGCCGCCAAGGCGUGUGCAGUCGCCCAGAAGACAGCAACAAAGAACUCCUGAUUUAUGCGAUAUAUCCGCGCCGGACUUUCUCGAUAUAUCAGCCAUUUCAACUAGCCCUCCGAGGCGUACACAAUCGCCAGUGCACCAACACAGAAGGCAAUCAUUUCCGGAUAGUUGCUUAGAUGACGAAUCGGCUCCAAUAUGCAAUAGCACAAUGUGCUCGCCGUCGCCACAAAUACAUUAUACACCUAUCGGUUUAAUGGAUACACCCGAUGUGUGUGCACCAACACCACCGGCGCCGACACCAACACCGCUACCUCAUUUUUCGCCAAUCAGACUACAGCCGUCGCCGGUACAGUAUCCCAGCGAAUGCUUGGAAGAUAUUUCUGUGCCUUCAUUUGAACGCACCGUCUCCGAUAUGCCAUCACCAGCAAGAGUGCAAAUGCCGGAGAAUUUGCCUUCCGAUAUGGUUUGCGAUAUUAGCGCACCGUCGUUUGGUUCACCGCCAACGCCGUCCAUGUCCUUUCCAAGUGAGGCAUUAGAACAAAUGACGAUGCCUUCAUUCGAGGACGCCUCAUGUGGUUCACCGUUAGAUAUGCGCUUCCUCUUGGAUUCCAGAUUGGCCGAAGAAAGCCCACCGUCAUUCGCCUCCUCACGUGCUUCCUCGCCGAAACGAUCCUUCUCCAGAAGAGACACACCUUUGCCAGCAGCGCCAACUUCACAAGGUGUUUGUCCUUCACCGUGUGCAGUACUCCAGCAGGAACAACAAAACUAUGAGCCUACUCCGAUACGCAAACGACCACCUCGUAGGUUCAAUCUUGCACAGUUAAUAUCGCAACGUUCAGCAACUGCAGAAUGCUCACCCAUGAGAGCUUCGUCUCCUUCCACAGUAGGUACACCUACUCCCCCAGCGCCACAUUUUUCCUAUUAUUCCCCGACACCAGUCCGGGGUCACUCUCUACCUAAAGAUUUGCCUAGUGAAUGUCUAACAGAUGUCAGUGAACCAUCAUACUACAGCAGUCCUCCUCGAACACCUGGUCAAAUGCGUCCCCUGCCUAGUAAUUUACCUAGUGAAUGUCUUGGGGAUAUUAGUGAGCCAUCAUAUGAAAGGACCCCACCCGCACGAACACCAUCUCUGCCACAUGAACUGCCAUCCGAACUUUUAUGUGAUAUGUCUCAACCGAUGUACGACACACCACGUAGUGAACGUUUGUCCAGCAUGACAAUGCCUUCAUUUGAAGACGCAUCCUGUGGAUCACCAUUGGAUCGCCGAUUUUUAUUGGAUUCAAGAAUUAUGGACGAAAGUCAACCAUCUUUUGCUCCUUCACCUCGCAGUUUAUCGCCGUGCAGAUCCCUUCCGCCUUGUGCUCAACCAACAGCAAUAUAUCCCUCCAUUCCACAUGCACAAUCCCGAUCUGCAACUCCUCAACGAUCACAAUAUUCUCCUCGGUAUUCACCAGCACCGAGGUCUACACGUUCAAGGAGUCCCUCACCUGUGUGUUCUCCUACACCACCUGCCCCACAUUUCAGUUUGCGAUCUCCUACACCGGUGAGAUCAACACCAAGAUGUCCAAUGCCAACAGAUAUGCCCGAUGAAUGUUUGACAGAUAUAACUGAACCAGAAUAUUUUAGCAGUUAUUACAACGCAUCGCCGCCUCAAAGGUCAUUCCCCAGUAAUAUGGGCAGCGAAUGCAUAUCUGAUAUUAGUGCUCCAUGUUUUGAGAGAACGCCACCUAUUAGGACACCGGAAAUGCCAAAGAAUCUACCAUCAGAUAUGUUAUGUGACAUAAGUUCACCAAAGUAUCAAUCGCCAGGUAGCGAGCAUUUAUCUUAUGAAUCAAUGCCAUCUUUUGCGGACACUUCGUGUGGAUCACCAUUGGACCGAAGAUUCCUUUUAGAUCCCCGUUUGGCUGAUGAGUCCAUGCCAACAAUGUUUUCUUCUAGAUCACCAUCGCUGUCACAUGGAAAUCAAUAUUCAUCGAGUAUAAAAGACGAAUCGAGCUUUGACAAAACAUAUUGCGAAAUUAUUCAACGUUUCAAUUCAUUAAAAUCUAAACUUCAUAGACCACUGGCUGACACAUCUGGUCAUCCAGCACAACCUAGUUUGAACAGUGGCGGGAUGCCACCAGGUGAAUGUGUUCGAGAAACAGUUAUAGAACGAACGGAAAACGAGAAUGGGCAACUUGAAAGCACCACCCAGCACAUUGUUGUCACGGUUGAUCCACGCGGAUCCAUACAAACACACACUAAAGAGAUUAAGACUAAAUUUCCGAAAAGUUCACCUACCAGGUUAGUCCCUCCUUCCGCGGAUUCUGGUAUACUCUCCGAAAGCCCACGGCCAGCAGCACAAAUAGAAAAUUUGCGUGACUCAAUACGUAGACGUUUAAGCUUUGAUCUAUCCGACAUGCCAUGUGACAACCUUGCCGAUGUCACUCCACCAUGCGUGGAUGACUUACCGUCUAUGUCCGCAGAAAAUAUUCUGCAACAUUUAUCCAGCAUUCCCGAAGAACAACUAUCAAGGGUUUCAGCACCAUCUUAUCGAACUCCCCCGGUUGCAUCUCUUUCAUAUCCAAGUGAAAUGUUGGAUGAAAUGUCCAUACCAUCUUUCCAAAAUGCAUCAUGCGGUUCACCGCUGGAUCGGCGAUUCCUACUCGAUCCUAGGCUAGCAGACGAGAGCCCACCAUUAUUUGCAUCAUCCUACGUCUCAUCACCAACCCCACCUUCUCGUUCCGUACAUUCAACAGCGGAAACGCCGCACCUACGUAGUCGAGGCCAAACAGCAUUUCAAGCAUUCACUCCUCAACGUCCGACGCACGAAAUGCAACCAGAGUUUGGUACUAUAAAAUCACCCGAACGAUUCCAACCGCUUUCAUCAACUUUAAGAGAAACACAUUCGCCCUCAAUGCACAUUCCACCAGCGCCCCACUUUUCACUGCGUUCACCUACACCUAUUGGUCCGUCACCGGGAAGAAGUUAUCCAACAAAUUUACCUCACGAGCAAAUAGCUGACAUAAGUGAGCCAACUUUCUUCAGCAGUACACCAGUAACUUCCCCACGAAGAUUUUCUCUACCAAGAAACAUGCCAAGUGAACGGCUUGACGAUAUGAGCCAACCAUCUUAUCAGAGAACUCCACCUCCGCAAACACCACGCACGCCUACGAACUUACCUAGCGAAAUGCUUGGGGAUAUUUCUGCACCUUCUUACCAAUCACCAGCAAGUGAACAUAUUUCACAUGUCACUAUGCCCAGUUUUGCGGAUGUCUCAUAUGAAUCACCACUGGAUAGACGAUUCCUCUUAGACCCCAGAAUUGCGGAUGAAUCUAUGCCAACAUUACUAAGAACACCAUCCACACAACGAACCCCCCUUACUAGUAAACAAAGACCAGCUACAAGUACACCAAGACCUGAUGCAGCUAGACGUCGUCUUUCGUAUAGUCAGCCGGACUCAACCAGAGGUAGCCCGUUCAGAGGCAGUCCAAAAAGAAGCAACUCUGAAGGUAGGGAUGGCCAGGGUCAUCGUGGCCCAGCAACUGUAGAGCAAACGCACACGACAAUUAAACAAAGUGGCACCUAUGAACAAGAACACAGUGUAACGCCGGGGCAUUCUGGCACGCAAGGACGCCACAGCCAAACGCCAUUAAUGGAUAGCACCAAAGAGCAACUAAAAAUAACGACCUCAACUGUUUCUAUCUCACGUGUUUACCACGACGGACCGACUGAAAAAGCAACAGGUGGCCACCAACGUAGGAGAAGUAUGUCACUACCUAGUGAAAACCUUGGCGAUAUUUCAAUGCCCGCCAGUCCACCGUCAAUGGGCAUGUCACACACAAAUCAUUUACAACAACGAAAAAUGUCACCAAUGAGUCAAAUGCUUAAUGACGGUUCCAUGCCGCCAAGUCCGCCAUCCAUGUCAAUGACACGAACUGGGCGUUCAACACCACGUCGAAAUCGACGAAGAUCUGUUCAAGAUGUCAAUGAUAUAUCGCCCAUUUCUUUUGCAUCUACAAUGCCCUCCACCGAUAGAUCUGGAUCGACUACGGGUGCUGGAAGAACGAGCGGCAAAUAUAUGUCAACAUCAUCGAGAGGCUUCUCUGGUUUAGCAAACUACGCGCCUUUCUGCGAACAGAUUCGUUCGCGUAAUAGCUCCAAUGCUUGUGAUCCAUGUGACCCUUGCUGCCCCACUGUUCAAGAUGUAGAUACUUGUGCUGAUUUCUCCAAUUCAGAUACAUGUGAUCCAUGUGCUGGUUUUCUAGAAUCUAACAGAUCUCAGAAUAAUAACCCUUGCUAAAGACAUAAAAUUCAAUUGGUAAAACAACACAGCAAAACUUUUCAAUCCGCAACUUCAUUAAGCACACAAAAAUACUCGGUACGCAAAAUUUUACGUAUAAUAAACAAUAAAAAAGAUAAUUUUAUUUAAGUAAAAAAUAUUUUUUAUACCUUGAAGACAGUAUAUUAAGUUUGCCAAGAAGUUUCUGACACCCGAAAGGGAGCGAAGACCCUAUAAAAUAUUUUUAAAAAUAAUUAGCGUGACGAACUGAGUCAUUGAGCUAAACCCAUCUGUUUGUCUGUCCGUCUGAUAUAUCCGUCCGAUAUAUCGACCUGAAAUUUUCCAUACAUCACUUGCUGCUCUCGUCACUUUCGUGUCUCACGGCAACUCGAGCUCUUCUUCUGCAAUGGGUGGUGGUUUGACUCCAAGUAUGCCAUUCACUGAGAGGGAGUCGGUGAAGGUGUUGAUGGGUCCACUAUACGUUCAGUGCUCGUCGGAAGGUAAUUGCGCCCGAAGUCUGGUCGGCGUAUUUUUUGAUGUCGUCGACGUAGUUGAUGGAUGACCUCUUGAUGCUCGUAGAAGGCGGUUUCGCUCCAUGCUUAUGACUGCAGAGAAGAUUUCUACAAAAGCAUCCCAGCAGGGACUGCCGGAGAGGAGCUUAUUAUGCUCCUUAACUGGGAGUAUACGGGUCUUACCGUGCAGGUGUUCGAUGGGAGAAAUCAAGAGGCAUUUUGUCGUAGUUCGGAGUGCAAUUAUAUGACAAGUCCGGAGAUCCGUUUACUAUUUGUUUUCAUCGAUAGGAACACACUGGCUAAGCAGCACUACGACCCCUACGCAGAAGUCGAAAGUUGGAUGUCUG
This is a messenger RNA of Bactrocera latifrons, 5886 nucleotides long. RefSeq names its product putative NPIP-like protein. The transcript is spliced from 4 exons. The record is from RefSeq and is a predicted model, not a curated record. NCBI's taxonomy places the organism in Eukaryota, Metazoa, Arthropoda, Insecta, Diptera, Tephritidae. The coding region runs from base 330 to 5048 and encodes 1572 amino acids.